Molecule: messenger RNA, 1127 nt
Organism: Paramecium octaurelia
Lineage: Eukaryota; Ciliophora; Oligohymenophorea; Peniculida; Parameciidae
Source: the annotation of a GenBank genome assembly
AAUAGAAGUAUUGUUAAUAGAAAUGCAAAAUGAUUGGAAGGUGCAAGUAUAGUAAGAAGACAAAGUCGUAAAAUAUAAAAAUAUAGAAUACCACAUCGGAUAAAUAGUUGGAUCUGGAGCUAGUGCUAAAGUCUAUAGAUCAUAAAAGUUUAUUGAUUAAAUAUAACAAUAAGAGGAUGUAGCUCUUCGAAUCUAAAAUCGGUAUUUUAAGCCAAAUUAUGAUCUUUUGAAUUAACUUAAAGAUUUUAAGUGGAAAAAUACAACAUAUCCAAUUGAGAAUAUACCUGGCGGCUUUUUAUAUACAGAGUACGAACUUUUCGAAGGCAAUCUCACAUAGCUUUCCAUAGAAUUAAUUAAGGAAAAUAUAUUUAAAAUUGCUUAAACUAUAGCUGAGGCUUUAAUCGAAAUUCAUAAAUCGAAUUACAUUCAUUUUGAUGUAAAGCCAGACAAUAUUGUUUUCAAAAUGGAUUUUUCGUAAAAAUUAAAGUUUGCUCUCUGUGAUUUCUCUUCAAUCCAAUCUCUUGAUAAUGCAGCAAAUAAAGAAUUAUUCAUUGAGGCUACACCACAAUUCGCACCACCAGAAAUAGAAAUUUAAGGAUAUUCUAAAAAUAUAGAUCAAACCUGUGAUAUCUGGUCAUUAGGCAUGAGCUUAUAUAGUCUAUACUCAGAAAAACUUAUGUUCACAUAAGGUAUUUUCAAUAAGAUUAGUUUUAGAUAAUCUAAAUUUGAAAAAAGAAUAAGAUUUUAUAGAUGAUACUGUGGAUUAAGAUAUUGAUAACGAUAAACUGAAAUCUUUAAUUAAAUCGUCACUUAAAGUCCAGAAGGAAGAUAGAAUAUCUUUGAAAGACAUGAUUGAAUACAUUGAAAAUCCUGAAAUGAAGAAGCCAUAACCUUGUGCGAAAUAAUGUAGUUCAAAUUCAAGUCACUCCUAAAAAUAAAUAGGAGAUAUAAAAUAGGAGAAGGUUAAAUAACCGAAUUUGAUAAAAUUUCCAAUAUUACAAGACAUAAUUGAGGAGGCUUUAAAGAAAUAUUAAAUGAAUUUAAACAAAAUAGACAAUAAUUAUGGUGCUACACAAAAAAGAUAAAAACAAUCAUGCUUAUUAGAAAUGCCAAAUAUAAAUUUUUGA